AUGGACAACGCCUACGUGCAAUCUCCAUCGGCGGUGCUGAAGCACUUUGAUGUGCAGGAAGCCUCAGGUCUCGACAAGUCUUCCGUAACGGCCUCAAGACAGAAGCAUGGUCGCAAUGACCCGCCAACACCGCUCUGGGAACUCAUCCUCGAACAAUUCAAGGACCAGCUGGUUAUCAUCCUCCUUGCCUCGGCCGCCGUAUCUUUUGUUCUCGCUCUANUCCUCACCAUCCUCAUCCUCAACGCCGUCGUCGGUGUGUCGCAAGAAUCGUCGGCCGAGAAGGCAAUUGCUGCACUUCAAGAGUACUCUGCCAACGAGGCCAAGGUCGUUCGCAAUGGCAAGGUUCAGCGCAUCAAGGCAGACGAGUUGGUUCCCGGAGACAUUGUCAAGGUGGCUGUGGGUGACCGCGUUCCUGCCGACUGCAGAGUCUUGUCUAUCCACAGCAACAGCUUCCGCAUCGACCAGAGUAUUCUUACUGGAGAGAGCGAGAGUGUCGGCAAGGAUACGGACGCCGUAAAAGAUGCGAACGCUGUCAAGCAGGACCAGAUCAACAUGCUCUUCUCCGGCACCACCGUCGUCACUGGAAAUGCCACUGCUGUCGUUGUCCUUACUGGAUCCAACACUGCCAUUGGCGACAUCCACGAGAACAUCACCUCCCAAAUCUCGCAGCCUACCCCUCUCAAGGAAAAGCUCAACGACUUCGGAGACACUCUUGCCAAGGUCAUUACUGUCAUCUGUAUUCUUGUCUGGCUCAUCAAUAUCCCUCACUUCAAUGAUCCUGCUCAUGGCUCUUUCACUAAGGGCGCCAUCUACUACUUGAAGAUUGCUGUAUCGCUCGGUGUCGCUGCCAUUCCCGAAGGUCUUGCUGUCGUCAUUACCACCUGCCUCGCCCUGGGUACCCGCAAGAUGGCCGCUAAGAACGCCGUGGUGCGCAGUCUUCCCUCGGUCGAGACUCUAGGUAGCUGCAGUGUUAUUUGCUCAGACAAAACCGGAACCCUUACCACCAACCAGAUGAGCGUGAACAAGGUCGUCUUCAUCAACGAGCAAGCAUCCGGUCUCGAAGAACUUAGUGUCGAAGGAACCAGCUUCGCUCCUGAGGGCGCAAUCACCACUUCGGCUGGAAAGACCCUCGAGAACGCAGCCGCUUCGUCCUCAACCAUUGCGCAGAUCGCCGAAGUUGCCGCUCUUUGUAACGACGCACGUCUUGCUUACGACAGCGAGAAGGGUGUCUACAACAACGUUGGUGAGGCUACCGAAGGUGCCCUGAGAGUCCUGGCCGAGAAGAUCGGUACCAGAGACGCAUCCGUCAACUCUGCAAGAUCUACCCUCGCACCCGAAGAAAGAAUUCAUCACGCCAGCAAGCACUGGGAAACUAGCACUCCUCGUUUGGCUACAUACGAAUUUGCUCGCGACAGAAAGAGCAUGUCUGUUUUGGUCCAAGAUGGCUCAUCCCAGCGUCUGCUUGUCAAGGGUGCCCCUGAAUCCAUCAUCGCCAGAUGUAGAUAUGUCUUGGUCGGAACCAAGGGCACCAGAAUGGCUCUCACCGACAAUGUCUCUGCUCUGCUUUCCAAGGAGGUCGUUGACUAUGGUAACCGUGGACUCCGCAUCAUGGCUCUUGCCAGCGUCGACAACAUCAACUCUCCUCUGUUAAAGCAGGCCAAGACUAGCUCCGAAUACGCCCAACUCGAACAAAACAUGACUCUGAUCGGUCUCGUUGGUAUGCUCGACCCUCCCCGUCCUGAGGUGGCCGAUAGCAUCCGCAAGUGCCGUGAGGCUGGUAUUCGUGUUGUUGUCAUCACUGGUGACAACCAGAACACUGCCGAGACCAUCUGUCGCCAGAUUGGUGUCUUUGGCACUGACGAAGACCUGACUGGCAAGAGUUUCACUGGUCGCCAGUUCGAUGACCUCAGCGAUGCCGACAAGCUCAAGGCUGCUAAGAACGCCUCUCUCUUCUCCCGUACUGAACCCACCCACAAGUCCAGAGNNUUGGUCGACCUUCUUCAAUCUGCUGGCGAGGUUGUCGCUAUGACUGGUGAUGGUGUCAACGACGCCCCUGCUUUGAAGAAGGCUGAUAUUGGUGUCGCCAUGGGUAGUGGUACCGAUGUCGCCAAGCUCGCUGCAGACAUGGUUCUUGCCGACGACAACUUUGCAACCAUCGAGGCCGCUGUCGAGGAAGGCAGAAGCAUCUACAACAACACGCAACAAUUCAUCCGCUACUUGAUCUCGUCCAACAUUGGCGAGGUCGUGUCUAUUUUCUUGACUGCCGCUAUGGGUAUGCCUGAGGCCCUGAUUCCUGUUCAGCUCCUCUGGGUCAACUUGGUUACCGACGGACUUCCCGCUACUGCGCUCUCGUUCAACCCUGCUGACCAUGAUAUCAUGAAGCGUCUUCCUCGCAAGCGUGAUGAAGCUCUUAUUGGUGGCUGGCUGUUCUUCAGAUACAUGGUUAUUGGCACUUAUGUUGGUGUCGCAACUGUUGGAGGUUACGCAUGGUACUUCAUGUUUAGUGAGGCUGGACCCAAGGUCAGCUUCCACGCACUGCACCCGGUCGACUGCUUGAUGUUCACUGACUACAGAGCCAAGACAGCAUCGACCAUCUCUUUGUCCAUCUUGGUGGUUAUCGAGAUGCUCAACGCCAUGAACGCUCUGUCUUCGUCGGAGAGUUUGUUGACUCUUCCCCUCUGGAAGAACAUGAUGCUUGUAUAUGCCAUCUGCUUGAGUAUGGCUCUGCACUUUGCCCUGCUUUACAUUCCCUUCCUGCAGGGCAUCUUUGGUAUCGUGCCUCUGGGUAUGGAGGAGUGGAAGUUGGUGUUUGCAUGGAGUGCACCCAUUAUUUUGAUUGACGAGGGACUCAAGUUCCUCGAGCGCGCAUUUGUCAUGGAGAAGCCGGGCAAGCACAUCAAGCCCAAGGCUGAUUAG
This is a messenger RNA of Aureobasidium vineae, 2916 nucleotides long. The record is from the annotation of a GenBank genome assembly. NCBI's taxonomy places the organism in Eukaryota, Fungi, Ascomycota, Dothideomycetes, Dothideales, Saccotheciaceae.